Molecule: messenger RNA, 3755 nt
Organism: Dermochelys coriacea (leatherback sea turtle)
Lineage: Eukaryota; Metazoa; Chordata; Testudines; Dermochelyidae
Gene: PGR
Product: progesterone receptor
Exons: 8
Coding region: 609-3068 (819 amino acids)
Biological process (GO): regulation of DNA-templated transcription; steroid hormone receptor signaling pathway
Cellular component (GO): nucleus
Molecular function (GO): zinc ion binding; nuclear steroid receptor activity; steroid binding
Source: RefSeq, a predicted model, not a curated record
GAGGGGCGGAGCUGGAGGCAGCGAGUGGCGGAGGGUGCCCAGCGGAGGACUUGGCUGCUUUCUCCCUGCACGGGAUCGGUGCCGCCGCAGGGAAGCAGGGCCAGGCUUGGUGCCAGCCCCCAGCCCGGGGAGGCAGAGCGCGCGCAGCAGGCAGCCAGCCGGGGAGCGGCAGCGCUGAGCAAGGAGCCAGCCUGGGGAGCCGGAGCCCGCCUCUGCCCUUCCGACGGCGGCAGCUGGCGCGCGGCUCGGUCUCCCGCUCCGCGCGGGGGCAGCGCCUCCGCUCGCCCGCUCACCUCGGCCGCCUGCUGCCCGCAGCCUGCAGAGGCGCCUCCGCCCGCCCGCAACUUAGAGCGAAGGCGCGCGGGGCGCAGCGUCCCCCGCCGGGGCCCCCGGAGGCGGUGCGGUCCCGGGGCCGGCUGCGGGGCUUGGGGCUUGUGCCUGUGCCCGUGGGGCUGGGCAGAGGCGAGGCCGGCGGCGGGGAAGCGGAGCGCGACAGGAGGGGGCGCGGGGCGGAGGGCGCCGCCCGCUCCGAGGUGCGGCGGGGCAGGGGCAGGAUGUGAGGAGCCGCCGGCCCCGAGCCAGUCCCCAGCGCCCGGCGCGGCCUCAGCAUGAGCGGAAUGAAGGCGAAGGACUCGAGGGCGCCUUCCUCGGCCAGGGCCGGCUCGGUCCGGCUGCAGGGCCGCCCUGAGCUGGACCCCUUCCGCGGGGGGGCGGAGGCCGUGGACAUCUCCCUGCACGGGCUGCUCUGCCCCAAAAGCCGCGAGGAGGAGGAGGAGGAGGAGGAAGAGCAGCAGAGGCGCCCAGAGGGGGAGGAGAGGGGCCCCUCGUCGCAGCGGGAAGGCAGCGGCUCCCCGCCGGAUAGGGACGCUCUGGACAGCGUCCUCGACACUUUCUUGGCUCCCGCGGCCCACGCCAGCUCGGCCAGCGCCCCCGCGGCUUGGUGCCUCUUCGGGGCCGAGCUCCCCGGCGCGCUGAUGAGCCGCCGCUCCGAGCCCCCGCCGGGAGAAACAGCCGCCGCCCGCCCAGACAGCCCGGCUGCAAACUCGGGCUCCGUGCCGCCUCCGGCCCCGGCCGCCCCCCUUUGGCCGGGCGGGGGCCCCCCGGCAGCCGCAGCCACGCUGCCGCCCCAGCGGGAGGGCGGGGGACCCGCGGAGAGCGCGGGGGGGCCGCGCAGUGCCCCCGAGGCACUCUCCGAGGAAGAUCACGGCUUUGCCUCUGGGGGCCCCGCUGAGCAGGACGCCGGCUCCGGGAGCAGCCUUGCUCUUGCCCCUGCCUUCACCGCUGCCCCCGGGAGCUCCGCGGCUGCAGCAGGGCCCGGGCAGGAUUUCCUCCAUGUGCCCAUCCUGCCCCUGAACUCGGCCUACCUGGCGGCCAGGACUCGGCAGCUGCUGGAUGUGGAGGAAUACGAGAGCAGCCUCUUUGGCCGUCGUGCGUCCCCCACCUCCACCCCCCACGACUUCGCGGACUAUGUCUAUCCCCAGCCCGACUCAAAGGAGGAGCAUUAUAGCUACGGGGACUUCCAGCCAGCUCUAAAGAUCAAGGAGGAAGGAACUAGUGCCACCACCCCCUACUUGGGCACCAAGACCACUCCAGCAGUAACGUGCACAGACUACAGGCUGGCCCCGCCGCAGCCGAGAGCCAGCCAGGAGUCCUCCCCUCUCGAGUGCAUCCUGUACAAAACUGAGUCUUCAGUUCUGACCGGGCCCUAUGGGCCGCCGCACUGUAAAGCAUCGGGGAGCUCAAGCUGUAUGGUUCAGCGGGACAGUCUGCCCUCCACAUCAGCAGCCCCUCAAGCCCUUUACCAGCCGCUCAACCUGAACGGCCAUCAGCAACUUGGCUUUCAGACAGCCAUGCUCAAAGAGAGUUUGCCCCAGUUAUAUCCUCCCUAUGUCAAUUAUAUUAGGCCAGACACUGAAGUUGGUCAGAGUCCUCAGUACAGUUUUGAAUCAUUACCUCAGAAGAUUUGUCUGAUCUGUGGUGAUGAGGCUUCUGGUUGCCACUAUGGAGUACUUACCUGUGGAAGUUGUAAAGUCUUCUUUAAGAGAGCAAUGGAAGGACAGCAUAAUUAUUUAUGUGCUGGAAGGAAUGACUGCAUAGUUGAUAAAAUUCGUAGGAAGAACUGUCCAGCAUGUCGCUUGAGGAAGUGCUGUCAAGCUGGCAUGGUCCUUGGAGGUCGAAAGUUUAAAAAGUUUAACAAAGUCAAAGUUGUGAGGACACUAGAUAUUGUUGCACUCCAGCAGCCAGUGGCCCUUCCCGAUGAAAGCCAAGCUCUAACCCAAAGAAUAUCCUUUUCACCAAAUCAAGAAAUACAGUUUGUUCCCCAACUGAUCAGCAUCUUACAGGGCAUUGAGCCGGAAGUGGUCUAUGCAGGUUAUGACAACACACAGCCUGAAACCCCAAGUGCUUUGCUGACCAGUCUGAAUCAAUUAUGUGAGAGGCAACUCCUUUGUGUAGUCAAAUGGUCUAAAUCACUACCAGGAUUCCGGAAUUUACAUAUCGAUGAUCAGAUAACCCUUAUCCAGUAUUCUUGGAUGAGUCUAAUGGUGUUUGCAAUGGGAUGGAGGUCAUAUAAACAUGUCAGUGGUCAGAUGCUGUACUUUGCACCUGAUCUGAUACUAAAUGAACAGAGGAUGAAAGAAUCGUCGUUUUAUUCAUUGUGCCUAUCCAUGUGGCAGAUCCCACAGGAAUUUGUCAAACUACAAGUUAGUCAAGAGGAGUUCCUCUGUAUGAAAUCAUUAUUAUUGCUCAAUACAAUUCCUUUGGAAGGUCUGAGAAGUCAAAGCCAGUUUGAUGAGAUGAGAGCAAGUUAUAUUAGAGAACUGGUCAAGGCAAUUGGUUUGCGGCAGAAAGGAGUUGUGGCCAGCUCACAACGUUUCUAUCAGCUUACAAAACUUAUGGACUCCAUGCAUGAUAUAGUGAAACAACUCCAUCUGUUCUGUCUGAACACAUUUCUCCAGUCCCGGGCACUGAGUGUCGAAUUCCCGGAAAUGAUGUCAGAAGUGAUUGCUGCCCAGCUACCCAAGAUUCUGGCAGGGAUGGUGAAACCUCUCCUCUUUCACAAAAAGUGAAAUGUCUUUUCUCUUACUGAAGAGACAAUUUUUGUGCCUUUUUUGUUUGUUUGCUUGUUUAUUUUGAUCAGGAUUUUGCGGUUUAUUUUGGUCAGUAUUUUGCAGUGUCAGGACUUUAGGAUAUUUGUUCUAUUUACCAUACCUACCACCUUACUGUGUAAGUUUGAUGUCCAUAUUGUGCACUCCUGAUUUAUUUUACUGUUAAAAUCACAACUGAUAUUUGUCAUCAGAAAUGUUUUGUACUCCGGAAUAGGUUGCUCCUUAGGAAUUCACAAGAACAAUACUUAACAAACGGAAUCUGUAGUUAUCUAAGAACAGUUACCUUGUACAUUUUUUCUUUCAUAUUAUUCCUUUGAAAACUUCUGCUAUGACCUGGAGUAAACUUUUACUCCAAUAUACUGGGAGGGUGGGUGGGUGUGCAUAUGUAUAAAUAUUAAAGGUCUGAAUAAAUUAAAAUGUACAAUAGCCACAUUUACUUAUGGAAAUGUUCCCUUUUACUUACUAACCUGCCUCUCUGAAGUAGCAUUUCAAAGUACAGUAUCCAGAUUUAGAUUGAUAGUGGUACGGUAUCUUCACAAGUAGUUAGCAUAGUGGCAACAAAAUUUUGUGUGAGUGUGUGUGUGUGUGUGUGUCCAUACCAAAGUAAAACUGAAGCAAUUCUCUGCAAAGAUUGGAAGGAUUAAGAAA